Phragmites australis (common reed) is the source of this 903-nucleotide messenger RNA. RefSeq names its product transcription factor GHD7-like. The record is from RefSeq and is a predicted model, not a curated record. Bases 40 to 903 code for a protein of 287 amino acids. Gene Ontology annotation, molecular function: protein binding. NCBI's taxonomy places the organism in Eukaryota, Viridiplantae, Streptophyta, Magnoliopsida, Poales, Poaceae. Gene Ontology annotation, cellular component: nucleus. The transcript is spliced from 2 exons. Gene Ontology annotation, biological process: regulation of flower development.
UUUGCUUUUCUCUUAUUUUUAGCUACCCCAUGAGCCGGCAUGUACUACUCCACAUCACAUCCAACCCUAGCUAAGCAAAAAAACCAUAUAUACCAUCUAGCUAUAGCUUGUUCCUCCUCCUCCACUAACCUCAAUUCAAUUGACAAGCAAGUUCCCUCGCCUCUUCGCCACACAGAUCUCACAAGCUGCAGCGAUCGAUCCAUGUCGGGGCCAUCGUGUGGAGUGUGCGGCAUGGACGCGACCGCCUGCUGCCCGCACCACUUGCACGCCGGCUCUUUCUUCCCUAUUCAUGAUCAGCCACCGAGGGGCCUGCACGAGUUCCAGUUCUUCGGCCAGGACGACCAAGAAAGCGUCGCCUGGCUCUUCGACGACCCGCCGCCAGGUGGUGGUGACGACCGGUCCCCGGUUGAGAACCACCGUCACCAGAGACCGUUGACGUUUGACCCGUUUGGGCUGCGACACCACCCUGGGAACGGGCUCGCCUUCGAGGUGUCGCUCGGACGGGGAGAGGUAGACGCCGGACUUGGCCUCAGCGGCGGCGCCCGGCACAUGGAGACAGCGGCAAGCGCCACCAUCAUGUCAUCAUACUGCGGGAGCACAUUCACGGAUGCUGCAAGCUCAAGGUCCAAGGAGCCAAUCCUGAUCGACAGUCAGCUGCAAAGGCCAGUAGAUCCAACGGUGGAGAGGGAGGCAAAGGUGAUGAGGUACAAGGAGAAGAGGAAGCGGCGGCGCUACGAGAAGCAGAUCCGGUAUGCGUCCAGGAAAGCCUACGCGGAGAUGAGGCCCCGGGUGAAGGGCCGCUUUGCCAAGGUACCCGAAUGUACAGUGCCGCAGCAGCCGGCGUCGGCAACCAACUACUAUGAUCCUAGUAGGCUUCAUCUCGGGAGCUGGUCAUAUUCAUAA